Molecule: messenger RNA, 7929 nt
Organism: Symbiodinium sp. CCMP2592
Lineage: Eukaryota; Dinophyceae; Suessiales; Symbiodiniaceae
Source: the annotation of a GenBank genome assembly
AUGGAGCUUGGACUGGAGCUCAGCCAAGUACAGUUUCGAAGACCCGGCCGCUACUGCAUGGCCAUCGAGGCCGUUCUGUCUGCACAGCGCUUGGUUUACGUCUCAGAGGUGGCAGACAUCGCAGCAUUACCGAGCUGGAGCAUCAAGCAAUGGAAGCUGCCGCUGCAGAAGGGGCAGAUUGCGAAUCUUUCCUUCCGCUUCUUCUCAUUGAUCGACGCUGAGACAGACCGCCGGAUGAUCUUAGACACAGGCACUCCGAUAUCUUCCUGCUCCUUUGCCGUCUCGGAUGCUACUAUCAAAGAGGUCCUUCGCUGUCCCCAGCUCCGCUCCUUCCCGCUCUACGCCGCGGCUGUCGGUUCAGCCGGAUGGGAAGAGAUCGGCAUGAUCACCAUCGUGCUGGGCAUCCCAUCUCCAGAACAUGUUGCUUUGGUCCUCCCCGAGCAGCUGCCGGCGCCCACCAGGCGCCGGUCUCACGAUCGCCGGAUGCCUCCCUCGAGCGCGCCGCAGCUCGGGCAGAUGCGACAGGAGCAACAACGCGACCUGCACGUCCUGACGGGUCAGCUUGCAUCGAUGCAGAGGUGCCUCGAUGCUCUCGUGAUGCAUGCAGAGAAGCUGACGGCCGAGAAGGACGACUGCUUGGCCCAGUCCGAUGCGUUGCAGGAGCGCUUGCGGAACAUUUGUGAGCCGAACUUGACGGACCUGGAUGUUGAAGUCCAGAUCUCUAUUCCUGGCGGUUAUCGCCGCUUCUGCCUGCAGCUUCUGUCGGCCGAGCAGCGCUGGCGCGCGGCGCGUGACUCGGCCGACAACACGGCACGAGAAUCGAAGAUCAAUACAAUAGUUCGACUCCUCGCUGCACGAGUUGCUGCCAAGAAAGUCGGGCGAGCCGAAGCGCGCUUUCUUCAAAGUGGCCAUAGCCACGAGGACGUGGAUGGCUUGUUCGGACACGUGGCCGCAAUGCUGGAGGAAAACAACGAGCUCCACCUGCCAUGUGACUUCCGCCACAAGCUGCAGGCAUUCCUUGACCAGCCUCAGGUUCGGUUAUCAGCCGUAGUUAGCUCCGUAAUGGACAUCGUGCCGUUCUCAACGGCCGCGGGCAACAACGGUGACGGUGGUAUUGGUGGUAGACAGGAGCAGGAAGCGAACCAGUACUUCUUGCAUUUGUUGCAGGAGAAUACUCAGGUGAACUUGUUCCUGAAUGACCCCCGCAUUCAAAGUGCCUUGGAGCUUCGCGCGGAACAACGACAUCGAUUUGCAUUGGACAACGUGUACGCCGAAGCCAACGCAUACAUUGCACACCUAGAGGCAACAGCGGAUGCGAAUCAUCGUCAACAGCUAGCAUUUGUUAGCCAAUCCACGCACCUGUUGGUGGGACAGCUACACAAUGAAGUACGAGUGCUAGAGACAAUCGCCCGAUCAGAACGACAAUCAGCCAAUGAGCUGCAGGCACAGCUGGCACGCGCACAAAGGGAAAGUCAUGAUGAAAGGUCUAUGGCCAUGCAGUUUGAUGCACAUCGAUCCGAGCUGGAAGCAGCAGCGCGCACGCUCACUGCGGAAAACAGACAGCAUGAACGCCGUUUCGCGGAAUUGCGCUCGAGCAUCGAAGAAAACCACAGUGAGAUGAUCGCCUUUUUAGGGUCUGAGUUUGAGGAAAAGCUUCAAUGGGAAGAAAACGAGUACUACCAUAGGCUAACCUCUGAGGCACAGCAGUACGAUAGCUUGGUUGAUGACCUGCAGGACAGGAACGCGGAGCUUAUAGCUGAGGUCGACUCACUCAGGACUGUCUUGUCGACAGCGGAGAGUAGCCCACCGCAAGGUGGUGCCGUGCCGGUGAAAGUCGAUCCCAGUGAGAGCUCCAAACUUCAACCAAGCCCACCGCAAGGUGGUGCCGCAGCGACAAGCCCUGCUACGCUUUCCAGCGUGGGAAGUGCCCACGAGGUGAUAAGUGGAGGUAAAGGCGGUAAAGGUGGGGAAAAGAAGGAUACCUCCAAGAUUCCUUGCAUCUUUUACCCCAAAGGCACCUGCAAGAACGGUAAGAAUUGCCCAUUCAUGCACAAGGAUGCCGCUCCCUCUGUCCCGGCCAAAGGCGAUAAGGCUGGCAAGGACGGGAAGAGAUCGCCCUCCGGCAAGCGCAGGCGACCCAGUAAGAAAAGGCCAAAGAGUGAGGACAAGCCAGCCGCUUGCUGUCUUUCCCUCACAGCCACCCUCACGGGUGAGCCACCGGCCGAUGCUGUGAAGGCCUACGCAGUAGCAGCCCGCAAGGGCCCUGCCGGAAAGCCCCGAAGCAGGAAAGUCCAGUUCCUAAGGCCAGAAAUCAUUGACAUCCCGCCUGAGGGUGAAGGCUGGAGCUUCGUACCAGACAAGCACAAGUUCGAAUUCAGGUACAAGUCUGCGGAGCUAUGCCCACCAUCAAUUCCAGAGGACACCGAAGAAGCUUUGCAGAAUGCCCGUCACUUGGAAUCAGCAGUGAACGGGAUGAAGCUUAAGGUUCGGGUCAAGUGUGAGAACCUCGAAAUCAUCGCAGACACCGGUAGCGAGGAAGAUCUGAUUAGACCAUUGAUGGCAUGCUUAGCAGCAAAGUCCUCAGAAUCUGAUGGCAGCAAGGUUGCACCGACCUCUGUCAAGUCUGGUCCAGCUGGCGCGGCAGAAGAUCCCAUCGAAAAGAUGGCGAAUUGCAUUCCCCCCAUUCCUGGGGUGGAAACGAGGUAUAGAAUCCAGACUACUUGGGGAUUCAAGGACGACGUGUGGUCUUUGUUGGAGGAUUCAGUCAACAUUGACGAAUUGGACGGAAUCUAUGGGGAAGCGCAAGCCGACAGCGAUGUCGAGCCAUACACAAUGCCAAAGUCUAAGAAGGAUGAACAACUUAGCGAAGACCUGGAUGAAAUGUUCCCAGAGCUAUUUGGUCCUGAUCGUGAUAAAGAUCCUCCGCCGAAGGACGCGAAAGAAGCCACCCGCAAGGGUGAGUCAAAGUCUGAUUCCCGUGCAGCAUUGCUUGAUGAUGUUCCGUUCUCUGUGAAGCAGAAGCUGAAGUCCAGCGCAGCAGUAGCAGCGCAAGAACCACCGUAUGGUUAUACGUGGAGUGGGGAAUGUUUGGUCAAGAAGAACAACAAGAACCGCCCUAACGCUAUUGAUCAUACUGCAUGGAAGGCUAUGUCGAAAAGACAAAGAGCAACAGCAAUUGCAGAACAUGAGAAGAAGCUACAUGAGGAGAAUGAGGCACUGUAUCGUGAAGCUGUAAAGGCGGAUUGGUGGGACGGCGAAACCUACUUCGACCUCGCAGGCCGGGAACAGUCUGAUUUCGAGCUGGCAGUUGCAGCUGCCCGCAAGGGCAAGCCGGUCGAGGUUGACAACAAGGUUUCGGUAGCAGCAGCUCCGGAAGCAUCAAAGGUUGUCGAGGACUUCGCUCAACAAUCGUUCGAGGCUAACGAUUACAGCUUCAAGACCUUCGAAAAGCUAGCUGGGCUUAUUCGUACCAAUCUCAAGGCAUCAUUGGCAAAACCGCGAGCAUUGAUGGCUUCUGAGAACCUAUCCAAAUACUUGGUGUUCGGCGCUUGGGUCCAUGGUGGGUGCUUUGGUAUUACCAACCGCACGAAACAUUAUCCAUGGAUUUGCAGGUAUGUGAAUGGAUUUGUUAAGCAAUCAUCUCCGAAAGGGUUUACAUGGACUUCGUUCGUGUUCAACUUCAAUGGCAAGGCCCGCAUCCACACGGAUAAGUACAAUCAGAAAGAAUCGUACAACCUGACGUUCUCCUUCGGUAACUAUACAGGGGGGACACUGUGGAUUGAGGGCGCGAGCCAGUUGGGACCACCGGGAAUAUACACAGAUGAUCAUGGCAAAGACCACAAAGGCUACAAUUGCAACACAUACCGCAAGCCCACUCUGUUGCAUCCAUCGACAAAACAUGGUGUACAACCCUACACUGGCGAACGACAUUCUUUCAUCGCCUACUCUUCAGGGGGGUACCAGAAGUUCAACAAGAAGCAAAAACAAUUCCUACAUCAAGCGCAGUUCCUCUUGCCUACGGCUCAGUUGAAGCUCCCAGCUCAGAAUGCAAUGGUUUGUUUGAGGUGUGUUGGUUCCCCUCUCGAUGAGGGGGGUAGGCUUAACAAACCGUGUUCUCGUUUCGAAAAUGAUUCGUUUGCACACACAUCGCUCGAGUGCACAAACACACAACAAACUGCAAGCCUUGACCAUGAAAUCUUGGCUUUCUUUAUGUGCACGCCUGCCAUUGCAAUUUCAGCUGGUUCUGAUCUUCUCGACUUGCCCGAAGCGACUUCUACGAUCCCCAAGAUGGCAGCCAUCGUUGUGAGCGACGAGUUCUGCAGGGUCAACACCUCCGAAGCAGACAGGAAUGGGGUUACCAAGGCCAUGAAAACCAUUCUCCAAUCCGCCGCCCUCAACAACGAUAUCAUUUCGCUCGGCGCCGAUCAUGAGAGCCAGCUCUUGGAGUCGGCGUACAGCUGCGUAUCCACACAGUGCGCGGCUGGGGUAUCCUUGACCCAUGCCGACGCAACCACUGUGGCUCUGCGCCAGAUGGCUGACCUCAGUGACGAGGGACUCGCCAAGUUGAAGCCAACCGCAAGGUUGAGCCCCAAGACCAAGCGAGCCAUCAUAGUCGUGUCAGACAGCUCCACUGCACUUUGCAAGAAGAACAGGCGGGGAGUGUUCGUUAAGGCCGACUUGGAUGCGGAAGUGAACAUCGCAAGCUUUACGCUGGGAUGGGCGCAGACUCGCUAUACCAUGUGUUGGGGUAAAACCUUGGCGUGGAUUGUCUGGCAGGUCGAGGAGCAUGUGAAGGAGCUCAGGAGCAACUAUCCGGACCACACCAUCGACAUAAUCUGCUGGUGGUGCGGGAACGAGAUCUCCGGCCAGUGGGGCUGCAUCCCCACGCGGCUAGGACCGGGACUCGCCUACAGAGAUCCCAAUGUCACAACGGAGACCGUCGCACGGAAAGUGAGAAGGGCAGCGGAUGUUUUAGCCGCCCUCGCGGGCGAGCCGGACAUUGGUUUUGUGAAGGUGAUUGGGCAGGUGGAGGCGGACUUGUUCCAACUCCACUCAGCCUACAACGACUUCAAUGCCGCUAUGUUCGAAGAGUUCAGGCAGCGCGGUCUGCAAGUGCAAACCGCAAGCUCCUUGGUCGAAAAGCUGGAAAUGUAUGACAGCUUUCACGCCAGCGAAGACCCUCGCAACCGCGAGUUAUUCCAGACCUACUUGCAUGCGACUAUCAAUGCAAGCAGGAGCGAAUGGCUGGCCCAGAAGAUGGCACCCUGUGUCAGGGCUUUGCUUGUUCGCUAUGAGCACUUUGAGACUGGCUCCGAUGCCAACAAUCCAGUGCUCGAGGAUGUCUUCAAGCAGUGGCGUGCAGAGAAGGACCAGCUGAUGAACCCGAAACAGGCCAAGCCAAUGCCGGUCACCCAGGAGGACAAGAUGUGGGAAGCCCCAGAUGCCGCUGACGCAAUCGACGUCAAUAAGAUCUCCGAGGGGCCACCCAUGGAUAAAGCCAUCCGCAAGGAUGUGCCAAGGAUCGGUGCAACCACGGACGUUAGUGCUGUGGCGGAAUGCGUCCAUGAUAUCGUCACACAGGACGCAGACGGCAAGGUGUCCUACAACACCCCGGGCACGGUGGAACUGGUGGACGAGGGCGACCAGGUCGACCCUAUCCCCUCAUCGAUUGGACGUGUUGUUGAGCCAGCGCCUCCGAAGAAGACUAAGAAGUCGGAUCGAGACGAGGAUGCCAUGCGUAGGCUCAUGUUCAUCGACGAAAGCGCCCCGCAAGGGGCUGCCACUGUGCCAGAGCUUCCAAAUGAGUACUUCUACAAUGGCAAGAAGCACUUGAUGAAGCCCUUCAACCCGGAGGACAUUGUAGGAGACAGGCACGUGACAUUCAAACACGGAGACCUGAAGUUCCUCACCAAGCUGCUGCGUGGCCAUGAAAUGGACAGCUUCCCUGCAUUGAUCUUUGACCGUGGGUGCUGGACAGACGUUGACACUCUGCUCCAGGUCUUCAACACGGCACGAGGCGCACGCUGGGGUGUGAGGCAGCUGCUACGCGCAGCGAAAGCCGAUAAUAAGGGACGGAUCAGACUUUUGGGCAUUGACGUCCCAAUGAAGGACACCCUGGGUCAACCGCUAUUCCCUGUCAGAGUGAGGAUGGCCCAAGGGCAUAACUCCAAGCUCAUCGGCAAUAACCCGGACGCGGACUUCUUCCUUGCGACCAGGUUCUACAGCGGAUUGUCCGAGUACGAGGCAGACCUGCAGAGCAGCGUCAGGGGGGUCACUGUGCUCUCCCGCGAGGAUACCCCCCCAAAGCUCUUCCACCGCACGAAUGAAAAGGGAAUGAAGGGUAUCCUCCGCGAUGGAAUGAUCGCCGGCUCCGCGAGGUCAGACAGGUCCCACAACUACCUGUCCCCGUACAAGUUGGACGACACUCACUACAAGAGUGGAAUGCGCUCCAACCAGCCGAUCGAGUUGACGAUAGACACGCAGCGAGCAAUCGCCGCUGGAUGCGUUUUCUUCGUCACGGAGACCGACGGCGUCCUCACACGGGACAAUGUGCCUCCCGAUUGCGUGCUGUCCGCCAUCGACACCAGCAAAAAGAACCUCCCGCUCUACGUCGCCGAGCACAAAGAAGCCGCCCGCGAGGGUGAGCCAGAGCGCAUUUUCCGCGCAAAGCGCGACUAUGAGGAGGCCGCAGCAGCAAGCUCAUCAUCGGCACCGCCCCCAAAACAGGCGGCUAUCGCUCCCAAAGCGAUUGCUUCAAAGAAGAUGCCGAAGGUGGUUCCCAAGCCCGCCGCAAUCGCCGAAAAGGACGAAAGCAUGGACUUGGAUGAAGCCACCCGCGAGGGUGAGCCUGCUGAUGCUGCUGGUGCAUUCGACCUUGACGAAACCAAGGUUGAGGUUGAGGUCGAAGUCGAUGAAGGCGAUACAACGGAUGCGGGUGAGGAUGAGCCGUACCCACUUGGCUCUCACCCAUGCCGCGAGUGCGCAGCAGUCGUUGCCAAUGGCAUGCUGUUCUGCCUCCGUUGCAAGGCUCCCCAGACGGAUGACUCCAAGAAAAUCACAAAGCGAGUCUUUGAGAAUUCGAGACUCCGCCAGCGCCUUCUUGCCACCGCUGCGACCGGAGCCCAGAAGCCCAUCGAUGAUCUCCUCGCGAGUGACCUUCGAGGCCUGGGCGAGGGACCAAAGAAGCGUGGUCAGAUGAGCGCGGAGGCCGCCGCCAUUCGUGACGCCAAAGACCGAAAGAUCAGGGCCGCCAAGUUGAACUUUGACACCGUGUCCGACCGCUUCGAGAAGGACGCGCAGUUCAACGUGAGAAUGAUGCAAGAGGGCCGCAGCCUUGAGGACAUGCAGAAAUUCGAUCACCUGUCGAACGCUGUGCUUCCCGAUCCAGGACGCAGUGAGGAGCAGCGCUACUUGCGUGCUGGCUCCCAUUAUGGUGGUGGCAAUGUCCCGCCUGCGAAGCUGGUCUAUUAUGCCCACUGCGAAGUGGAGCCGUUGAGGAACUUGCGGUUUAUCGAUGAUACCGCGGAUGUCCCCAUCGGCUUGACCUACCUCGGUGCAUUCCUCCCUCCGCGACUCUAUGCUGAGGUGGCAGCAGUGAACGAUGCUGCGAAAAGGAUCCUGACUUUCGACGGCGAAGUCUAUGUGUCGGCUACCACAAUUGAAGGCAUCACAACUGAGAUCGGACAGAUUCUUACCGAUAGCCUCCGUAGUGCUCAGGACCAGACAGACCAAACGGAACGUCUGGCAGAGCGCAAUCGCCAGGCUGCAGUCCAGAACCGCCCAUCCCAAAAGGGACGUGGUCGCACGACAGCACCUGAGCCCAUGUACAGAGGCUAUACUCAGGCCCAGUGGGACGAGUACUAUCGCCAGCGUCGUGGAGGUUACACUCAGGCCGAGUGGGAUGCAUGGAACCGCACCCAUAGGCGCUGA